UAUAUGGGAAAUAAACAAAAACUCCUGAAAGGGAUUCCAAAAAGAACUUUACCGAGCGCUAUGCUGUUCAACAUUCGGCCCUAUUUCCUUCUCCACCUCAUAUUUUCCACCGGAGGACAAUAAGAUGUGACCCUCUUCCGGCUUAGGAAAGAUGGCGGCACCCUACAGUAGGGACUCCAUUUGGGACAGGACCACAUGGCACUUCCGUUUGCAUCUCAGAUUCCGAAUGAAGUACUGCUGUAUUCCAGCCAUGAGGUCUUCUGGCAUGAAGCAACUACAGGGCCUCUUCGCGGUCUAUAAACCUCCGGGGCUGAAAUGGCUGCACGUGCGUGAGACCGUGGAGCUGCAGCUGCUGAAAGGUCUCAAUGCAGAGAAGCCUCCUGCUCCUGGACAGCGUGUUCGCUUCUUGCUAGGCCCUGUGGAAGGCAGCGAAGAGAAGAAGCUGACUCUCACAGCCACCAGUGUGCCCACCCUCACCACCCAUAGACUCGUACGUGGUCCAGCAUUCACAAGCCUGAAGAUCGGUGUUGGCCACCGCUUGGAUGUCCAGGCUUCUGGUGUGCUUGUGCUCGCCGUGGGACAUGGUUGCAGACUCCUCACUGACGUGUAUGAUGCUCACUUCACCAAGGAUUACACAGUGCGUGGCCUCCUGGGCAAAGCUACAGACAACUUCUGUGAAGAUGGGCGGCUGGUAGAGAAGACAACUUACGACCAUGUGACCAGAGAGAUGCUGGAACGCAUCCUGGCUGUGAUCCAAGGCUCCCACCAAAAGGCACUAGUGAUGUACUCCAACCUGGAUCUGAAGUCCCAGGAGGCCUAUGAGAUGGCUGUGCAAGGUGUGAUCCGGCCCAUGAACAAGUCCCCAAUGCUUAUCUCUGGCAUUCGCUGUCUGCACUUUGCACCUCCUGAGUUUCUGCUAGAGGUGCAGUGUAUGCAUGAGACACAGCAGCAGCUGAGGAAGUUGGUGCAUGAAAUUGGCCUGGAGCUGAAGAGCACUGCUGUCUGCACACAAGUACGGCGCACUCGGGAUGGCUUCUUCAGGCUGGAUGAUGCCCUCCUGAGAACCCAGUGGAACCUACACAGUAUCCAGGCUGCCAUCCGGGCUGCAGCCCCCCGUGUAGCAACAGAACUGAAAAAGAACUUGAGCCUGCGGUUGGGCCACCAGCAGCUCCCUGGUGCUGGGCAAGCCUUGGGGCUUUAAGGGUCCAAGCUCCUCUUUGAAGGUGGAAAGCUGUGCAGGACAGUGAGAAGCCAGGCAGCUAGCUGCCCACAUGUAGGUGGGCAAAGACAGGCUCAGCACAAGUCAGAACUGAUGACCAUGCAGAGUGAGAUCAAGGCCCUGAACAGUGUCUGUCAUCCAGCAGAACAAAAAAGUAAGAAAGGAAGUCUCCUAGAGGAGACACAGAGGAACUGCAGAUGUGAGCUGAGUCACCUCAGCUAUUUGGGAGGCUCAGGCUAGAAUCUUGUCAGUUCAAGGCAGCCUACCUUGUCUCAAAAAGCCAAACCAGAGCAGGGCACGGUGGCACACAUCUGUAAUCCCACUCAGGAAGGCAGAGGCAGGCCGAUCUCUGAUUUCGACGCCAGCCUGGUCUACAAAGUGAGUCCAGGGUAGCCAAGGCUAGAGAGAAACAAGCAAGCAAACAAACAGAAAACACCAAACCAGAGUCAGCCAUGAUGGCUCAGGCCUGUAGUCCCAGUGCUCAGGAGAGAAGGGAAGAUGAGUUUAAGGCCAGCCUGGGCUGUCUCCAGUGUUCAGCUUUUCACACAGAUGGGGAAUAGCGCCUCAACACUUACUGACCAUUGGUGAUGUACUUAGGUUCAUAUGACUGAUUACACACUGUUUCAAGAUGGUGUCUCACACCUGUGAUCUCAGAGUACUACUCAGCUGAGGCAGGAGGAUGGCUCUAAGUUUGAGGCCAGCCUGGAGUACUUUGUAUUGCAUCAGUAUUAAAUCUGUCUGUAGUGCAAACCAGUAACCAUCGCCCGGGUGGGGGAGGCAAGAGGAUCUAAAUUCAGGGUCAUCUUUGGCUAUGUAAUAAGUUUGAGGUUAUGUGAAACUGUCCCUAAGACAAAAUAAAAAGCCCCAGGAUUACUUUUAAA
Molecule: messenger RNA, 2100 nt
Organism: Meriones unguiculatus (Mongolian gerbil)
Lineage: Eukaryota; Metazoa; Chordata; Mammalia; Rodentia; Muridae
Gene: Trub2
Product: TruB pseudouridine synthase family member 2
Exons: 8
Coding region: 152-1201 (349 amino acids)
Biological process (GO): pseudouridine synthesis; RNA processing
Molecular function (GO): RNA binding; pseudouridine synthase activity
Source: RefSeq, a predicted model, not a curated record